GUCCUUCACCUUAUUAAUGACUAGAUAAGGACUAAAAUUUUGGUUUUUUGAUGGUGUACGUACUAGUGAGAAACAGUCGUCCAUUUCCAUUCAAACGCAGCGGCGCAAGUAAUUGAAUCGAAGAAACCGAUGAGGGCCGAGGUUGAUACGGUUUUCUGUUGAUUAUUCUAGCCGCCAGCCAGCCAGCACAGCACAGCAGCAACCGUCGCGUUCGUCCAUCCCAAGGCGACACCGCCACCGACAGGUGAGCCCCACGCCACAUCCUCCUCCCACUAUUUAUACAGCUCGCUCAUCGCCAUCGAUCAGCAGCAUCCGGUCCUCCAUUUCUUGGCUUCCAGAAGCAUCAAGCAAGCAUCUAGUAGCAGCUCAGCAUCGUCCAUGGGGUCCCGCUACGAGGUGGAGGUGACGGUGGGUUCCGCCGCCAACCUCAAGAACGUCAACUGGCGCAACGGCGACCUCCAUCCCUACGCCGUGCUCUGGGUCGACGACGGCCCCAAGUGCUCCACCCGCGUCGACCUCGACAACGGCGAGGACCCCGUCUGGGACGAGAAGCUCCUGCUCCCCGUCCCUCCGUCCGUGGCCCGCCUCGAGGACGCCGUCCUCUGCGUCGACGUCGUCCACGCCGACGCCGCCGAGGGCGUCAAGCCGCUCGUCGGCUCCGCGCGCCUCCCGCUCCGCGACGUCCUCGACGACGCCGGCAUCGGGGGCAAGGUCUCGCGCAGCCUCAGGCUCAAGCGCCCCUCGGGCAGGCCGCAGGGCCGCCUGGAGGUCCGCGUCUCCGUUCGCGAGGCCGCGCCGCGAUACUACGGCUACGAGUCGUCGUACCCGGCGCCGGCCUACGGCGCCGGAGUAGGAUCGCGCGACCCGUACUACGCGGCCCCUCCGGGUCCCGGCUACGGCGGCCAGCAGCCGUACGCCGCGCCGCCGGCGGGCUACCCGGCCUACGGCGGUUACGGAGCCGCCCCCGCCGCCGCCGCUCCUCCAGCGCCACCGGUGGCUUACGGGGCGGGUAGUGGUGAUCCUUCUGCUGCCGCGGCGUACGGUUCUGCUGCCCCCGCGGCGACCAAGAGCAAGAUGGGGAUGGGGACGGGGCUUGCGGUGGGCGCGGCGGCGGGGCUGCUGGGCGGGCUGGCGCUGGCGGAAGGGGCAAGCUACCUGGAGGACAAGGUCGAGGACCACGUGGCGGAGAAGGUGGAGGAGGACCUGUACGACGACGCCGACGACGGUGGCUACGACGACGACUACUAAUCCCCGAUCUCCUCUACUGUGAGAUCGAGAGUGAGAUAACAAGUGCCCUGUGCACUUACGUUGUGUCAUUGUGUGCGAGAGAGAUCGAGUCAGACAAACUCCAUGUUUUAUUUUACUUUCUUUUCCUUUUCGUUUGGUUGCCCUUGUACUUGUUCGAUCAAUUCAUAUAAUCCAAGCUUUGCUUUGAUUAAUUGAGCUUU
Panicum virgatum (switchgrass) is the source of this 1448-nucleotide messenger RNA. RefSeq names its product protein SRC2 homolog. Lineage: Eukaryota; Viridiplantae; Streptophyta; Magnoliopsida; Poales; Poaceae. Gene Ontology annotation, biological process: defense response. The record is from RefSeq and is a predicted model, not a curated record. The transcript has a single exon. Bases 379 to 1248 code for a protein of 289 amino acids.